Molecule: messenger RNA, 746 nt
Organism: Tetranychus urticae (two-spotted spider mite)
Lineage: Eukaryota; Metazoa; Arthropoda; Arachnida; Trombidiformes; Tetranychidae
Source: RefSeq, a predicted model, not a curated record
AAUCGAGAAAACUAUGAUUCCCAGAUCCAUUGAUUAACCAAGUCGUUCCCAAUUUGUUGAUUUACCAAGUUAAUUUGUUCAAAACGGAUAAAACUAAAACCAACUCAACAAUGAAGUCAUUUUUCGUGAUCAGUUUAAUUGUUCUUAUUGCAGCAAUGGUCAGCGCUCAAGAAACUUUAACCGGCCUUUACAACACCAGACGACUCCCUGCUCAAAAUGAAUACGCAGCAAGAAGCCUUCAUGCCGCUAAUCAAGAAUAUGGUCAAGCUCAACAGGCUCGAGCUGUUGCAGCUCAAUCAGCCCAAGCAGCUCAAGCAGCUCAUGCAGCCCAUGCAAAUCAAAUGGCCCCAUCAGCUGGUAUGAAUGCUCGUCAAGUUGAUAUGAUGGUUCGACAGGCUGCCGAUAAAGCCGCUAUAAUGGUCACUCGAUGGGCCAAGGCAUUGAGAGAGACAAUGAUUGAAAAUGCUGGUCGUGAAGCUUCUGCUGAAGGACAAGCUUUUUAAUCUAAUGUUGCUUCUUAUAUUGAGUAGUCAACAAACAUGGUUAAUCAACCUAAAACGAGAAGAUCCAAAUCGCAAGUCUUAUCUGCUACUUUACUAAACAAAAAUAAACAUAAAUAUUUCAGACACUUAAACCUGUAACCAGCUUUUUGCCUUACCUUUUUGUCGUAUUUUUCACGUUGCCUUGACCACAUCCACUUCCAAUGGUCAGAUUGCCAUCAAUAAUAAAAAUAAAUUAAAAUAAAA